Cyprinodon tularosa is the source of this 2608-nucleotide messenger RNA. RefSeq lists its product as uncharacterized. Gene Ontology annotation, molecular function: protein binding. Bases 449 to 2449 code for a protein of 666 amino acids. The record is from RefSeq and is a predicted model, not a curated record. Lineage: Eukaryota; Metazoa; Chordata; Actinopteri; Cyprinodontiformes; Cyprinodontidae. The transcript has 5 exons.
CAGCUGGCUGUUGCGGUAAUCCGGUUCAGACAUGAGCGGCCGCCGGAAGCUCUGCCCUGAGAUCGUGUUUUAGCCAAAACAAGUCCACUUUUCACCGCUUCACCUGCCAGUCGGGGUGUGCGGGCCAGACCGAACAGAUAUGCGUUACAAACACGCGUCUUUUAAUAAGACUCGAAGGGUUUUCUUGGUAAGGUAAACCCGCUCGGUCCGCUGGUAGGGAUGGUGUCACUCCGGGGCUCUGAGCAGAAACUAGCCUAACGAGGGUGCACUACAGGCCGGGGCGAGCAGCUCGGUUAAACCAGGACAUUUUUUUUUAAAAUGCUCACAGGUUUCCUGUAACCAGGAAGUCUGUUUCCCUGCAGUUGGUCCGCUCAUAACGGGCUCUUUAAUUUUUCUUCUCGGAGAGGCCCAACCAGCUUUCACGGUGGAAACAAGAAGGAGAGCAAAGAUGAACGCUGUGCGGGGGGGCACAGUUACCUGGCGGCCCCAGCCAUGGCAGGACGGGGAUGGAGGGGGAGGAGAGCCCCUCUCAGACAGUGACUCCGAGGAGGAGGACUUUCCGGAUGACAGCACCACCCCACUGGGGGACUACAUCACCCACGGUCUAAAGCAGCUCCUGGACGCCCAGCAGCUGUGUGACGUCACGUUGCUGGUUGAGGGAAAGAAGUUCAUGUGUCACAGAGUCCUGCUGGCGGCUGUGAGUCCUUACUUCCGGGCCAUGUUCACCAGCCCCCUGGUGGAGUCCCGCCUCAACGAGAUCCGUCUGGAGGAAGUCACGCCCUCCGUUAUGGAGACCGUCAUCCAGUUUGUGUACACGGGCGAGGCGGGUCUCUCUCUGGAGACGGCCGAGGACUUGUUCGUUGCUGCCAACCGGCUUCAGGUCAUGCCCCUCCAGGACUUGUGCUCCAGGUUUCUGUUUGAGCACCUCUCAGUGGAGAACUGCCUGGGGAUGUACUCUCUAGCUCGCUCGCAUCACGACCAGCUGCUGCUGCGCGCCUCCCUGCGGCUGGUCGCCCAGCACUUCCCCCGCGUGGCGCGGCAGAAGGACUUCCUGCUGCUCGACCACGGCACCCUGGGCAGUCUGCUAAGCUCCGACCGCCUCGGGGUGGACUCCGAGGCCGAGGUUUACGACGCGGCUCGCCGGUGGGCGGAGCACCAACCUUUGGAUCGCUACGCCCACAUGCCGGCGCUGCUUCACCACCUGCGCCCCGGCCUGCUGUCCCAGGAGGAGAGCCGGCGACUGAGCCAGGAACUGGGGCCUGCUGCUGCGGGGGAGGGCCUAGGGGGGCCUCUGAGACCAAGAGAGGGGAUGUUUGAAAAAAAGAUUGUCUGUGUGGACCUAACGCCGCGGGAGGAUGAAAACGUAGCUUUGAAGGAGCACACGGUGGACUGCUUUGAUCCCCGGACAGGGAAGUGGGAGAAGUUAGCAGCGCUGUGUUCCCUGGUGAGCCCCGGGUGCACGGCGGUGGGCGACAGGCUCUUUGUGGCGGGGGGAGUCCUCCGUACAGGCUCUGUGUCUGCUGCCGUGCACGAAUACGACACUGUGUCGGACAGAUGGAUAGAAAGGCCGGCGAUGGCCCAGCCGCGCGCCAUGCUGGGCCUGCUCGGGUGUGGAGACUCGCUCUAUGCCUUGGGUGGCUGUAACCGCUCUGCGCUGUUGGACUCCAGCGAAGCGUUGGAUCUGACUACGCUCCAGUGGGGCCCGGGCCCCCGGCUUCCCCUCCCUCUGCGAGCCUUUGCCUGUGCAGCUUUGCGUGGACGCCUCUACCUUCUGGGUGGAACCACGCUGGAACAGAACCGGGCUGUGGUGCACUCAGGCGUGCUCAUUUAUCACACCCUGACCGACUGCUGGACACGCGUAGCUUUGGACUCUGGCACCACCUGCCUCGCCGGGGGCGUGGCAGUGAGAGGAGGGGUCUGCGCCAUUGGAGGAUACAUGAGGGAUACCACCAAGUUCCUGGAUGGGAAUUACACCAAUCUGGAGACUUUAGACGCCACAGGCCGAGUGCUGUUCUUCAGAGAGGGCAGGGGGACGGGGGUGGAGAGGGAGGUGACUGGCGGGGGGGUGAUGGUCAGCGCCGAGCAGCGGGGAGCCGGCUGUGGCGGAAGCGACCGAGCACCCAGUCCCGUGGUGUUCCCCGGAUUGCCUCGGCGGAUAGCAGCAGGAGGCGUGGCCAGGUGGAAGAGGAGGAUUUACGUUCUGGGCGGAGAAAACGGCGCACGCUUCUACGACAGCGUGUACUGCUGGAAACCUGGCUGGAGGAGCUGGGUGCAGAGGCGGGAAAAACUUCCCGGGGAGACUGGAGGGGUCAGCCAGUUCGGGUGCACCACUCUUAAAUUCCCUAAAAAGCACAUCCUGUCCAGAUUAAGACUAGCCAAAGAAAACUGCAAGAAGGACAGAAGCAGGACAGAAGGGCGCCACCAUGGCCGUCCUGUCGCUGCGGAAUGAGCUCAUGCAAUGUUGUUGCUAUUCAUUAAUUUAAAGCAGAAAAUCUACUUUUAUAAAACAAGUGUGCAGCCACCAUGCAGGCCUGGAACAGAUUACACCAAAAUCCCACAUCCUCCGCAACCGCCCCGCUCCGAUCCAGACCGCCUGCGCAAAGCAAAA